AUGUUAAUAGCAGACGAAGAUAUUACCACGGAAUUGGACAGGGUGGUUUGUAGGCUCAUGAAGUUAGCGCUGCAGUCCAGUAGGGCGCGCCAGACACCUCCCCCGUCCAGGUGGAUGCAAUGCAAGCUUCUUGAUCUCCUCACUCUCACAGAGAAAGCUAUAGGGCGGCGCAAGAAGCAGUUUAUUGAAAACUAUCCAAUCUUGGCUAUAGAGAAAAUGACGAAUACGGAUGAUACAAAUUAUCAAAAUACUGACUUGGAUGUAGAAGACGAAUUUCUAAGUACGACCAGCAACGAGUUCUUGAAAGAUGAUGAAUACAUUAAAGGUAUUUCUCCAAGUUUGGUUAUGCCUCAGCCAGUAUUCAGCACGGAGAAUUUCGUAAUCGCAGAGUCGCCGCCUAUAAACGACAAUCCGUUAGAAAGAACAAAAGCUUGGUUAGACGAUGACAUCGAAGCGACUACAUUCCCCAAACAUGAAGUAAACUACGAAAACAUAAGUUCUGGUGAUACAGAUCACAGUCUUACUAACACAAGACACAAGCAAAAGAAAUCAAACAAGAGACAAAACAUAAAUAAAAAAGAUUUCAAAGAAUCUAAUGCUGAUUCAAAAUUUUCGUUGCACAGCAAAGUUUCUUCCAAGUUUAAAAUUAAACGAGAUGAUAAACAUAAAAAGAAGAAUGGUAAUACAAAGCCCACGAAGAAGUUGCCGAAAAAGAAGCCAAGUUAUAACACUUUGAUCAAGAAACAGUAUUCAUCACCUGAGUACGAUACUUACGCGGUCAAGUCGAAGAGAAAAAGUAAAGAGAAUCACUCUUUUAACGUUUCUGCAUCAAAACCGGCAAAAAGUUUAAUAGAACUUUGUCAUCCGGAAAUGAAGGUUUGUCAGCCUUCAGGUGGGCAACCUCGUAUAACAACGAAUAAUAUUGACACUAACCAUAACGUUGUUAUUGCUAAGAUGCCUGAUUGUGACAUCUCUGCAACCGAAGAAAGUUACCUUGUUGACAUUGUUAUGCAAGACUUCGAAGAAACUGUAGCAUUGCGUAGAACUGUAGGAACGGAUGCAGAAAAAAAGCUUUCUGAAGCUGAGUAUGAUAUAGGAAGUCUAAAUAACGAUUUUGAUGAAACAAUGUGUCCCAAACAUGAAGUGAGCUCAGAAAAUGUGCAGUCACAAACUAUUUUUCUUAACGAUAUAAACGAACCGAGUACUUCAAAAGGGAUUCGUCACAAUAUUAGCACUGACGUACAAUGUGGCCCUGAUACUUUUGCUACGCACCCGAUGCUAUCUGCAUCUACGUCUUUUGUAAAGAUACCACCCGUAUUUACAGCAGGCGUUAAGAUUCAAGAAGUAGGAGAUGACACUAAUAUGAAAGGGAUAGAUAUUGGUACAUCUACCCAAGUUACUAACACCACAACUAUAACACCAAGAUUGAGAUCGGUUGGAAUUAAAAUAAAGGAUUCUGACGUAAAUUUAAAUGAUAAAACGGAAUCUUGUACAAUGACCGUUCAAGAUUCUAUUCUUCAAACGUCUGGGAUGUUUAGUUACUCUCCAAAACGCAGCUCGGGUAGAAACAGCAUAAUAUCAUCUCCUGAAACUAGAUUGUUGAAACCCAUAUCGAGUUAUCUGAAAACCGAGGAUUCAGGGUCAGAAUUCUGUGAACCAAGUAUUGCGAGUUCUUCAAAAACUCAUACGUUUUUUGUGAAUGCAUCUAUAAAUGCAAGUCAAGUUUUAGUUAAGUCUCCUCCUGGGAGCAAAGAUGUAAUAAUAGAAGCAAGCUCUAGCAAAAAUAUGCGCCCUAGACUAUCUUGUGGAGGUGUCCAUGUCCACAGCUUCAGAGAUAAAGAGACUUCUGAAGAUGUCGUUUUCCAAGGACAGUGGCAGCGUCACAAACCUAAAGCGUGUACACGAAAAAGGUCCUGCAAUUUUACGUCUUUCAGAAAAGCAAAUGAAGCGGCCGUAAAGAAAAAUAGAGAAACUUUAAAGGAGAAAGGAUUGGGUUCCAAGGAAAAAAUGUUUAGGAGAAGACAGGAUAAAAAACAGAUCGAAGCAGAUAUCAAGAAACCCAUUCAAGUGAGAAAUACAAAGCCACAAAAAUUAAAACUAGAUGAAAAAAGUCAAACAAAGAAACCUGUUACUAGUGCUAAUAAAUUAUCAAUCACAGCAAAUAAUAUUCAAAGACCAGUAAAGACGGUAACCAAGGUGGCAUCUAAAAUAGGAAUGAGUGUCAUCUCAAAGACUACAAAAUCUACGUUCACCGUGAAAAAACCUUCAAUAUUGUCUAAUCUAGCCGGUAAAGAAGACAAUGAUAAACCGAAGAAAUUAAAGAAAAGUUACAUACCUUUAUACUUGCGGUUAAGAAAAGCUGCACUGUUAUCAGACAACGACAAAGAAAACAUAAACCAAAAUGUAGAUUCUGUAUGUGGACAAGAUACCCUGGACAAAGAAAAUCGUAAAAUAGUUCAAAAUGUUCCCAUUCAAGACGUAAAAAAUGAUUUGCUCAAAUUUAGCGACGAAGUACGUGAAAAUAUUAGUUACUUGGUUUUUCGUAAUGAAUUACAAGACAAUGUAGAAUCACCAGAAGAUUUAUCAAGUGGGAGUACUGUAGAUCACAGUAAAAGUACUCCUAGGCCUUUAGAAGCUUUGAAACACUCCCAAAGUGCCCAGUCUUUGAAUAGUUCCACUUGUUCGUCACCAAACAGUGUUGCUACUGUUAGGGCAGUCGUCACACGCAGUAAGAUUCUGUCCCACAGGAGACAUUCUACAUCAUCUUAUAAAAGUAAUUUGACUACGAAUAGUGAAUCAGAUGGCACACCAACUAAAAUUAAGAAAGUUAUCAAAAGGUGCAAAACUGUAAAAAAGGCUGAAACUAAAGAUGUUAAUAAUAAGGAAAACGUUCCGGAAUCAACACAAAACUUUGCGACUAAAGACAAAGAUAAGUUAUCCAAGUUAGCUUUUAAUAGUAGACACAAAAGUGUCUAUAUAGCGCAAAUUAAAACUGAAGGUUCACCCCCGCCCAACACUCUGUCGCGACAUAAAACACAAAUAGCCAAUAAAUCGAAUAUCAUAAUAGCUGCACGGAAAGACAGUGACGAAAAACGACGCGCAAGUGGACCUACAGUUUCAAAGAAAAAGUCAAUAAAAUCUGAUACAUCUUCGGCAUAUGAAGAUUUUAUCACGUGUCAGUCUGAUUCUUGCGAGAGUUCAGAUUCCACGAAUAUGGUUCUUGUGUUGGAACCACAGUUAAAUUACGACAAUAUUCUGGAUUUGCAAAACAUUUCGCUUAUUCGUAAUACGGAAUGUAAUGUAGAUCCUACCAGUCAUUUAGUGCCAGAAUGGGUAAAAAACUCGAGUUUACAUAGUCGCGCAAGCAAUAUUUUUGACUCUGUGAGACGAAUAUUGGAAGAUGCAUUAGAUUUAGCCAUUAGGCCAGGUGACCAUAGUACGCGCCAUUCAGGUUCUAAAACGGUGAUUCUGAAAGAACCAAAUCAUGAGGUUCUUGAUAACCGAGAUGACCCCUCAGAUGCCAAAGCAGUCACUGAACCUGAUACCACACAAUUUUUAGAGCGUGUUAUAGAAACUGCUUUGGAUAAAACCUUCGACACUGUUCUUGGCGACGAAUUAAACACUGUUGGUAUAAACGACACGAGGUUAACUGCUGUUGAUUUGGAUAUGUUAUCAUUUAAUUCGAUUACAUCAGUUUCAAAAAUAUCUACUGAUAAUGAACUCAACGUGCCCCUAGAGACAGAACAGGCACAUUCUACAGUAUCAUCACAAAAUACAACCUCCGUGCAGGACAUAUUUGAACGGAAAGAACCGCACUUAAUUCAGAAUACACCGGGUGCACUUGCAGUGCAAGCAUUCAGUGGUUUUUCCCUCGACGUGGAGCCCGUAGUUGGUGAUCAACCUGAUCCAGUCGCACUUAUUGAUUCGGAAACAGGCAGUCCAGCGUUACAGUUUACUAGACUAGCUACGUCAGAAGAAUUAUUUAUAUCGGGUCGAUCAUCAGACAGUUAUGAGUCAUGCCUUAUAGAUGAUGAUACGGUUGUUCCGACUUGGUUGUUCCAACUUAUCAGUCAGCAACAGUCUGUGGAAGAUGAUCGGGAGCCAGUCCUUCUUGGUCCUGUGGCCGCCCCGACCAAUGAACCGAUGUAUGACGCGAAUGGAAACGUUAUUGAGCCUUCCCUGAUUGGUGUCAGCGCUGGCGCUGGUGACGGACGAGGCAUACAUAGUGACCACUCGCAAGAUAGCUCGGGGAGAGGCACCUCACUUAGUUCCAGUGAUACCUCUUCAGGACCACAGAGUGCAGUCAGUACUAUCCUUAUCGACCCGGCAUUUACGACUCCGUUAGACCUUCUUCGGGAUCCUAUGUCCAGUUCUGCGGUGUUGCAGAGCGAGCCUCACUCAUCUGACCGGACUUACAGAAUAAACAAUGACCUUCGUAUCGACAGAACGGGAAUUCUAAGCGGGGCGAGUGACGUUGACGCUGACGUAAGCUCUAUCGAUACUGAUGUCCCCGACCUAUCUGAUAAUUGA
Molecule: messenger RNA, 4530 nt
Organism: Spodoptera exigua (beet armyworm)
Lineage: Eukaryota; Metazoa; Arthropoda; Insecta; Lepidoptera; Noctuidae
Source: the annotation of a GenBank genome assembly